Messenger RNA from Monopterus albus (swamp eel), 2352 nucleotides. RefSeq names its product ankyrin repeat and zinc finger peptidyl tRNA hydrolase 1 (gene ankzf1). Lineage: Eukaryota; Metazoa; Chordata; Actinopteri; Synbranchiformes; Synbranchidae. Gene Ontology annotation, molecular function: protein binding. Bases 113 to 2326 code for a protein of 737 amino acids. The transcript is spliced from 16 exons. Gene Ontology annotation, biological process: ERAD pathway. The record is from RefSeq and is a predicted model, not a curated record.
CGUUGGGGCUUCCGUAGUACGUCAGGGGGAACGUAGAAGUAGCGUAAUGUUAGCGUUUGAGUCCAGCCUAGUGAGUCAUGUAUUUGUGGUUAGAAGGUAAACAAGCCCAACUAUGACCAUGACGACUUGUGCCGAGUACCGCUCCAUCUUUGAUUUGAGCCCAAAUGAUGAGGCUUUGAUUGGACUGAGAGAAGUGAACCCUGUCCUGAAACAGGCUUUAAACACUGAUCCAACCUCACACGCCUUCUACACUGGGUUAGAAGACAAAUGCUCAGAGGAGGACCAACAGCGGGAGUGCAGCCUGGCUAGAGAGGUGUCAGACAAGUUGGUCUGCUCAGCCUGCAGAUGCCCCUUCAUUAAUCGUGAGGAGCAGAUGGAGCACUACAAGCUCGAUUGGCAUCGCUUCAACUUGAGACAAAAAAUGGCAGGAUUGCCUCCAGUCACAGCGGAGGAGUUUGAGAGAAAAACUGGAGCUGGAGACAUGUCAAGCAUCUCAGGCUCAGAUUCAGGGGAUGAAGACUCUGAUAGCGAUGGUGGAGCAAGUAGUAAUGUCAUUGUCACAGAUAAUGAAAGCACAUCUGAAACCAGUUUACUCACUGGUCGGCUGUCCAGCAAAGUGGUUUUCCAGAAUUCUGCAGGACAGUGGCUGUCAGUCUACCGCUGCAUUCUGCAGGGGAAGUCAAAUGAUGAGCUAGAUGCAGGCUCCUCCCUAAUGGCCAUAAGUAAAAAGACUGUGUGGGUCAUUCUCAUGACAGGCGGAGGCCACUUUGCUGGUGCUGUAUUCCAAGGAAAAGAAGUCCUUCAGCACAAGACUUUCCAUCGAUACACUGUGCGAGCAAAGCGAGGCACUGCUCAGGGACUCAGAGAUUCUCAGAACCGCAGUCACACACCAAAAUCUGCGGGAGCUGCUCUGAGGCGAUACAAUGAGGCAGCGCUAGUCAAGGACAUUCAGGAUCUUCUGGUAACCUGGGCUGAGUACUUGAUGGAGGCCUCUGGCGUAUUUGUACGGGCCCCUAGCUACAACAAGACCAUCUUUUUUGGUGGCCGGGCAGCUCCUCUUGACAAAAAAGAUCCCAGGAUCCGUACACUUCCCUUCGCCACACGCAGGGCAACAUUUCGAGAGGUACAGCGGGUACACAACGUGCUCUCCACUAUACAUGUUUACGGAGGAGACACAGACAUGUCUGCAGUUCUUAUUCCAUCUAAAAAGUCAUGGACAAAAACUGUCAAGCCUACAGCACAAAUAAACACUGAUCAAGAGAAAGCAGAAGAAAACCAUGACAGCUCAGAUGAGAAAGAGGAUGGAGAGAUCCAGCUGGAGAUGGUGGAGAUGACAUUAGGAACCCUGGACCUCAGAGAGUUUGAAAUCCAUUCCUCCAGACAUAGGAGAAGAAGGAGAAGGAAAAAGGAGGAUGGCAAAAUGCAAAACGAGGAUUUGAGUAACACAGAAGCAGACAAUCAAGAAGAGGUGGUGCUGGAGGUUGGACCAGCAGGAGAUGCCUCUAAAGAGAUGCAAUCAAAGAACAAGACGAGGAGGAAAGCACAGAGUAAAAAACAACUGAAUGAAACUGCUGAUGAGUCAUGGGAGUAUGGCCUCAGGGAUGCCCUCUUUACAGCCUGCAAGGUUGGGGAUGUGGACUCUCUACAUAGACUCCUUGAGCUACCUCAAGCAAUGGCAGAGAGCCAAGAGGGGUCUGAGACUAACCCUUCUGAUGCACCAAGUCCUCUGCCUCUGCUUAAUAACCCCAUAGAUGUGUCUGGGUUCACUUUGCUGCAUGUUGCAUCAGCAGCUGCACAAAAGGCAGUGGUCAGGCUGCUGCUGGACACAGGAGCAGAUCCAGCCUGCAGGGACAACAAAGGGCAGACCCCGUAUAUUGUUGCUCCUGACAAAGACACAAGGAAUGUCUUUCGUAAAUACAUGGGUGAGAAUCCUGACAAAUAUGACUACGUCAAGGCACAGGUCCCUGCGCCACUAACGGCAGAAAUUGAAUCCAAAAAGACAGAGAAGAAAAAGGCUCAAAAGGCACUGAGAAAACUGCGAGAAAAAGAACAGAAGGAAGAGAAGAGGAAACAAGAAUUGGAGGCAGAGGAAAAGAAAAAGUUUGCGUCUCUGACUGAUCGUGAAAAGAGAGCUUUGGCAGCAGAGAAAAGGUUUGCAGAGCAGGUCGCUGCAACAGGAGUCAGCCUCUCUAACAUCAAGAGGUGCUGGAUGUGUGGGGAGUCUCUGCUUGGUAAGAUCCCAUUUCACUACCUGGAGUAUUCCUUCUGUACCCCUCGCUGUGUCCAAGCACAUCGAAAAGCAAAUGUUCUUCCAGGCAAGUCCUAACACCUGUGUGGAAAACUGCAAUUGGA